UAUUUGGCGGAUGCAGACGAAGAAGAGGAGGAGAUGAGCGUUCCAGUGAGAAGUUGUCGAGCAAGUGUCUUGUAUGAAUCCUUCCCUACACCAACGAGCCCUAAACCCUUUUAACUCUUAAAAACUCUCUCUCGUCAUGUACCGUACCUUGCGGUUUCCGUUGCCUCUUCACGUUCCCCGAACUCGAACGAUGGCAUCCUGUAAGCCGAAACGACGCCGUGUGGAGCACUUGCGGUGCUGUGCUCAGUAUCGUCUCCGCGAAGGUGAGGAAGACGAAGGAGAAGAAGAGGCCAAUGAUAAGAGAGUUCAAGGACUAGUUUCGAUUGUGGUGGAGAGAUACGGAAAUGGCACUUCGAAAAGAUAUUUGCUAGAUGAUGAUGACUCGCCUUUACGAGGAUUUCUCGAGGAGCGUGAACCAAAGCCUGAUGACAAAUCUCAGGAAUCGAAUUCCUCAGAAACGAACAUGCUUUGGCUUCCUGAUGUUGUCAAGGAUUUUGUUUUUCCCACCGGCUUUCCUGGGUCGGUUUCAGAUGAUUACUUGGACUACAUGCUGUGGCAGUUCCCUACCAAUAUUACCGGCUGGAUUUGUAAUGUGUUAGUCACCUCAAGUCUUCUCAAGGCGGUUGGCGUUGGUUCUUUCUCAGGAACUUCUGCUGCCGCUACCGCUGCUGCCUCUGCUGCAGCCAUCAGAUGGGUAUCCAAGGAUGGAAUUGGAGCUCUUGGCCGUCUUCUUAUUGGUGGACGUUUCGGGAGUCUUUUUGACGAUGAUCCUAAGCAAUGGCGCAUGUAUGCAGAUUUUAUUGGCAGUGCUGGAAGCUUUUUUGAUCUGGCGACACAACUAUAUCCAGCCCAGUUUCUUCUGUUGGCGUCCACCGGAAAUCUAGCCAAGGCUGUGGCUAGAGGAUUGAGAGACCCUUCAUUUAGGGUGAUUCAGAAUCAUUUUGCCAUCUCAGGGAAUCUUGGAGAGGUAGCAGCGAAGGAGGAAGUGUGGGAAGUUGCUGCUCAGCUAAUUGGUCUUGGUCUCGGCAUUCUGAUCAUUGACACCCCGGGCCUUGUAAAGUCAUUUCCCUUUGUGUCACUUACAUGGACGAGCACAAGACUUGUUCAUCUCUGGCUACGCUACCAGUCGCUUGCAGUCCUACAAUUUAAAACGGUAAAUCUCAAGCGUGCUCGGAUCCUAGUACAAUCUCAUGUUGUGCACUCCGUUGUACCAGGAUAUGUUGACUGCAACAAACGAGAAAACAUUUUGUUAUGGCAGAGAUUUAUGAAGCCUCGGAUCAUCUUUGGUGUAUCUCUUGAGGAAGUAUCUGGUCUGGAGAAAUCUGUUUCUAAAGUCAAAGCAUUCCUUAUGAUCUACACAAAGGAGAAAUAUAUUCUUACGUUGAACAAGGAUACCGAGUUUUCUGUAACCUUUAAGGUAAAUGCCACAAGCAGAGACGUGUUGAGAUGUCUUUGGCAAGCAUAUUGGUUAUACGAGAACAUGGAACAGAGCUUUGAAGACAAAGAUAGUGUGUUCCACUGGCUGAAGCAAAGCUUGUCGGAGAUGGACAAAAAGUUUGAUGAUUUCUUGUUCAAGUUGAAUACUGCUGGAUGGAAUCUACGUGAAUCUAACUUGAAGAUUCCUAACCAUAUCCUCAUAGACCACGAAUCUAUGAUCCCUCUCUGAUUUUCCCCGGAAUCUUCAGACUCAUCACGCAAUCUCUUGAACAAAAGAAAAUAAAACUGAGGUAAAUAAUAGCAAACCCAACCCCGUCAAUUUAAACAUGGAGUAAUCUAUUACUUUCUUAGGCGUCAAGUGAAUCUAGGUGAUUCAUGGAAUAUAUAAGUUUGGUACAACUAACAGUUAGGAUAUAUCAGGAAUUAUAUGGCAGCUUGUAUUGUAUAAUUGAAGAGGAAAGAGUAUAUCUAUUAUAUCUAAUAAGUUGUGGAUAAUGAGACAAUUGGUGAGGUUUAGGCCAAUGAUAGAGAAUGAUUGUGAUUAUUUCUGCUUUGUUUGUACUUGAAUCGUCACCAUUUUUAGAAUUUAGAUUAGAGGUGGCCC
Molecule: messenger RNA, 2041 nt
Organism: Eutrema salsugineum
Lineage: Eukaryota; Viridiplantae; Streptophyta; Magnoliopsida; Brassicales; Brassicaceae
Product: protein root UVB sensitive 5
Exons: 15
Coding region: 137-1666 (509 amino acids)
Source: RefSeq, a predicted model, not a curated record